AAAUAAAUAAAAUAAGCCGCUAGCGGGAGGAGCCCCCAGCGGUGGCUCCAGAAGCCCCCUAAAAGAAUAACUCACAAAAUGCUUUUCACAAUUGACAGCCCAAUGUAACCUCUCCCUAACUAUAUCUGUAAAGUAGAUCUUCCAUCGUCAUCAGGCGUCUCUCUCUCUCUCUCUCGCUGCGGGCCUUUAUUUUCCUAUAUAUUUCCGGAGAAAAAGCUCUGCAAACUGCAAAUAACCAUUCCAUGUUGUCGAUCCACUUUUAACAGUUUUCCCCCACUUCACAAUAGUCUACAUAAUCAUCGAAAGUUCCUCAAUUUCUCGAAUUCUAAAGGUAUCAGCAAUCUUACAUCAACAAAUCUUCUUCUUAGGUUUUUUUUGGUACCAGUCUUAGAUUUCAAGAAUGCCGAUUCCGGGAUCUUCAUCCACGACGCUGGAAACUGAAGGUCCUGAAGAGAGUCACAAGAAUUCCGAGCCCUUGAUUCCAGGGUUACCGGACGAGAUUGCCGAACUGUGCCUUUUUUUCCUUCCAUACCCGUACCAAGCUUUGGCACGAUCGGUUUCAUCUUCGUGGAAACGAGCCAUUACAGACGCUAGCUUUCUGAUCCACAAGACAGCCCUAUCACUUUCUCUGCCUUAUAUUUUCGUACUGGCGUUUCAAGAAUCGACGGCCAGUAUUCAAUGGCAGUCUCUGGACCCGCGAUCCAGACGUUGGUUUGCCUUACCUCCCAUGCCAUGUCCCAUCGCCGCGUGUCAAUCUGGGAUUGCGUGUGCUUCACUGCCACGUCAGGGGAAACUCUUCGUUUUGGGUGGUAAUGGUGUGCGGUCAGGCGCAGAAACUACCACGCAUACCACGUUUGUCUACUCUACAUCAACGAAUCAAUGGUCAGUAGCGUCGCCUUUGCCAUUCAAGGGAUCAUUUUUCGCGGCUGGGAGUAUUAAAGGAAAGAUCAUUGCCGUUGGAGACAGUGGGUCCAGCACCACAGAUCAAAUCACAGCCGCAGAGCGCUAUGAUCCAGAAAGCGACACGUGGACUGAGGCGGCCACGUUAGGCAUGGGAUUAGUGAGGCACGACUCCGCUGUGGUGGAGAACAGGUUGUACGUGACAGAAGGGUGGACGUGGCCAUUCAGAUACUCGCCCAGAGGUGGAGUUUACGAUCCAGAUGAGAAUAGGUGGUGGAUGAUGAGCAAAGGGAUGAGGGAAGGGUGGUCAGGGCUGAGUGUAGUACUGGGUGGGAGGCUGUUUGUGAUAUCAGAGUACGGAGAUUGUCCGAUGAAGGUGUACGUUCCGGAUGAUGACACGUGGAGGUAUGUGGGUGGCGAGAAGCUACCGCGAGAGGCAAUGAGGAGACCGUUCGCAGUGAAUGGGGUGGAGGGGAGUGUAUACGUGGUGUCGCGUGGAUUACACGUGGUGGUGGGGAAGGUGUUUGAAGGAAAUAAUAAGAAGUGGGAAUUCAGGGUGGAGUGGGAGGUAUUGGCGGCUCCAGAAACGUUUAACGGCUUUUCUCCUCUUAAUUGUCAGGUACUCUAUGGAUGAUAAACAUCAUCGGAUUCAUCAUAAUCACCAUUGAUGCUGUAUAUAAACAUGAUACAGUUCUACCUUUUUCUUUUUUUUCUUUUCCUUUUGUCUAUAUUGGGCACUUUAUCUUUCUACGUUUUCCAAA
Carya illinoinensis is the source of this 1661-nucleotide messenger RNA. Its product is annotated as F-box protein AFR-like. Bases 401 to 1534 code for a protein of 377 amino acids. NCBI's taxonomy places the organism in Eukaryota, Viridiplantae, Streptophyta, Magnoliopsida, Fagales, Juglandaceae. Gene Ontology annotation, molecular function: protein binding. The record is from RefSeq and is a predicted model, not a curated record. The transcript has a single exon.